UAAGUUGCUGAGGCUGGUCUCAAACUUGCAAUCCUCCUGCCUCAGCCUCCCGAGUCUGGGAUUACAGGCGUCCACCAUAGUGACCAGCUGUGUCUCACAGGUUUUUAAUUUAAAAGAAAAAAAAAAAGUGGCGCCUCAAACUUACUUGGUAGAGAGGCUCUGUGACACUCAGGCUGGGAAAAACCCAACAAAACCAGAAGAAAUUGAGUGUGGCACCCCACCUCAUGCGGUGGUCCCCUCACCGUCUGGGGAUGAGGAGUGGGGUCCUCCCUCUAGAACAGCAGCCUGUGGGGCUCCCAGUCUAACCCCUCCCGCUGUCCACCAUGUGCCCAGACCCUGCCUCUYCUCUGCUGGGCUCCCAAGGGUCAACUCCAAGUGACAGGGGUCCUGGAGGCGGGGAGCGGACCUCCUGCCCAAGGGUCAGGGGAUCUUUAGUCAGAGAARUGGGAAGGGACCUGGGCUCUUCCACCCCAGCCCUGGGCUUUCACCCAGGUGUUGGGGUGGGCGGUUCCCCUUCGMGAACAGGCGAAGAGGGCCAAGGGGAGCCCCUCCUCUAUGGCUAAUCAGGCCUCCUGAGCCUGCGUCCCACAAAGAGAGUUCACAGACGCAGCCCCGGGCAGGCUCCCAGGAACUGUGCCAUUGGUGCAGAUGGCCUUCUUCAAUGCCCUCCCACUCUGCAAGGGACACGCCARGCCCCAGGGGGUAAGAGGCGCAGCCCGCGUGGGAGUUGGCUCUGGAGCCUCCAGCAGGCUGAGCGGAUUUCACUCCUGUGUCAGGGAUCCCAGCUGCCCGGCCCCCGYUCCCUGCCACAGAGCUGGAAGGCURAGGCUUCCAGCAGGGCAGGUGACGCGGGCCCCAUAGGUCAGCAAGACUGGACCUGACGCUCCCCCUGCACGCUCUGUAAUUUGCCCUGGAAGCGGGCAUUAAGUCAUUUGGCUGGCCGAUGGCAAGGAUAAGUGCCCCUAUCAGCCACUGGCAUCUGUGGCCCAGACUCCCUGGCUCUGCUGUGGGCCCUGCUGCAUCAGCCUCCAGAUUGGCCCAGCCGGGGCCAGGGGCCUCGGCUGCAUCGCCCACAGCCUCGGAGCUCCUGUGGGAGAAGGGCUGGUUUGCUGUGCGCGAGAGGGCGGGUAGCCCAGGAAUCCUUGGCGACUCCCCGCUUCUCUCCCCCGCAUGCCUGGUGCCCCCCAGCACAUACACGUUUCAAGCUCCAUCUCAAACACAUAGGAACUGCACAUAAAUUAUGCUCCGACACAGGGACACAUCAACACACCAUGGUGAGGAAUCCCGUAGGGGACUGGGGGCCCGCACAGGUCCUAGAUGUAGCCCUCCAAGAAAAAUGGGGAGGUGGGGGCCUGCAGGGGAACUGCAAGGGUCUUAUAAAAGGCACCUGGGGAUUGGGCUCUAAAAUCCCACGCAGCUGGUGGCUGGUUGGAUCAGCUCCAGCUCCACACUGUCCCCACCUACCUGAACUCCUCUGCCUAGGAGUUCAGCCACCCACCAGCAUUUCUUGCCCCCAGCCCAGGGCUCAGAUCCUCCUUCACACCUGGCCUCACCACAUCCGCUGACGUUGGGGUGGGGGAGGGCAGAAGGGGUGCGAUCACCGGGUUCUGCAUUCUGAUUGCUGGAGUGUUCCUGCCAAAGGUCCCAGGCCCCUGCCGUCUGGGGAGAGGGUGUCAUGCUGAUGGGCUGGGGGCUGUGGAGGAGGCAGGCUCUGUCAGUGGUUCUCCUUCUUCCCCUUGAAAUUCCCGCCAGGCAAGGCCCAGGGAGAGCCCAGCAGCGUCAGCAGAGUUCCCCUUCAGAGCCAGCCUGUGACAUGGGGAAAUGCUUCUCUCUGGGCCCCUGGGGGUUYCCCUGGGCCCCAGGGGAAGAAGCUCUGCCUCACUCAUAACUAGAAACUCACCAGUGGCCCCUGCUUUCCCCUCUGAAAGCAAGCUCACCCCCACUAUGCCAAAGUCCAGGGGUUUGCAGUCAAGAGACUAUGUUCUGGCUAGCCUGGCCACCAACCUGCCUCAGGAAGCAGAUUGGUCUCAUCUAAGCAAUUGGGGUGGGGGGUAAGAGGGGCAGGGGAGAGAAAGACCCUCCUGCCUAAGGUCUCCCAGUAGGGGCGCCCCAUUCUCCCUUGUAGGAUCAUCUGCGGCAGAUUUUUGUUCUAACAAACUCCUAGGAAGAAAACCCCAAGAAAAGGAAAAGGCAGAGGAAGCAGGGACCAGGGACCCCAAUGGCCAGAAGGGCAUCAGGGACCAAGGAACCCCAAAGGCCAGAAGGGCAUCAUCUGAGAAACUGAGUUCCCAAGGGCUGAAAGGCUUAAAGCCGGUCAAAGGGCGGGAGCAAUCUUCCGAGCUGGGGUGCAAAGAUCCGGGAGGGGCGCGUUCGGACCCCAAGACUCCGGCGAACACCCCCGCCUUAGGAACUGGCCCCGGUUUCCUCCCCUGGGGCUCCCCUCCCCAGCCSGCGCAGGGGAAGCCAGGCCGCCCGGCCUGCGCCCCACGUGAGGCCGCGGGGGCGGCGCCGGCGCCUUCCUGCUCUGCCCUUGUUUGGUGACCCGGGAGCCCGGCCCCCCAGUACUUAAGCCCGGGCGCGGCAGCCAGUGCCCAGAGGCGAUAGAUCGGGCUGAGCGAGCGCCGCGGAGCCCGGAAGACGAGCGAGAGGCGAGAGAGGCAGAGGCAAAGGGCAGCGGCUCGGCAUGGGGCUGGAGGCGGCGCGGGAGCUGGAGUGCGCGGCGCUGGGGGCGCUGCUGCGGGAGCCGCGGGAGGCCGAGCGCACACUGCUGCUCGACUGCCGCCCCUUCCUAGCUUUCUGCCGGCGACACGUGCGCGCCGCGCGGCCUGUGCCCUGGAACGCGCUGCUGCGGCGACGCGCGCGCGGCCCGCCSGCUGCCGCCCUCGCCUGCCUGCUGCCGGAUCGUGCGCUGCUGGCGCGCCUGGCCCGCGGGGAACUGGCGCGCGCGGUGGUGCUGGACGAAGGCAGCGCCUCGGUGGCAGAACUCCGGCCCGAUGGCCCCGCGCACCUGCUGCUCUCGGCGCUGCUACACGAGACCCGCGCCGGGGCCACCGCCGUCUGCUUCCUGCGAGGAGGCUUCGACAGCUUCCAGUCCUGCUGUCCCGAUCUGUGCUCUGAAUCCCCUGCCCCGGCGCUGGCCCCCACAGCCACCGAAACCAGUAGCUCCGACCUCAGGGUUCCCAUCUAUGACCAGGGUGGACCGGUGGAGAUCUUGCCCUACCUGUACCUGGGCAGCUGCAGCCACUCCUCUGACCUACAAGGGCUGCAGGCCUGUGGCAUCACAGCCGUCCUCAACGUCUCUGCUAGCUGCCCCAACCACUUUGAGGGCCUUUUCCUCUACAAGAGCAUCCCGGUGGAGGACAACCAGAUGGUGGACAUCAGUGCCUGGUUCCAGGAGGCCAUAGGCUUCAUCGACCUGGUGAAGAACAGCGGAGGCCGGGUGCUGGUCCACUGCCAGGCGGGCAUUUCCCGCUCUGCCACCAUCUGCCUGGCGUACCUGAUACAGAGCCGCCGAGUGCGGCUGGAUGAGGCCUUCGACUUUGUUAAGCAACGCCGCGGAGUCAUCUCCCCCAACUUCAGUUUCAUGGGGCAGUUGCUGCAAUUUGAGACUCAGGUGCUGUGUCACUGAGGCAGGGACCCUCUGCCUGCCUCCCUACCACGUUGGCCCUCACAAUUUCUAGGAGGAGCCKAGUGGGGACAGGUGGGUUCCCGAUGGCCUAGAGCAUCCCCCUCGUCUUUGGAGGCCUGUUGCACCCCCUGGGGGACUGGCCUUCCCACCUGGUGCUCUUCUGCUGGGAGUUCAAGGGCUGGCCCUUAGGAGGGGACAGAGCAGAGGCACAUCUGCUGUCCCCUCCACUCCUGUGGUAGAAAUGACUGGACUCUACAUUCAUGGACUCUCUGGUCCCUUCACCAUGUUGAAACCCUUGGCAGCCCGAGAGCCCUAAGGAACAAGCUGUGACAACAGGGAGCCCUGUCUAGGGGUGUCCACUCUGGGUCCUGGAGCCCGAGCCAAGCUCCUGGGGGAGCUAGGAACUUGGAAAGUGAGGCGUGUGUCGUGUUCCGGACCUGUGACCUCUUGCUUACGCAUACGUGAGCGUUUCUUGCCCRCCCAUGUUGGUGCUGGAAAAUUAUUUGUGUUCAACUGACAUUUAAGGCUCCCUCCCCCACUUCCUCCCAGCCCUGUGGGCGGGGGUUGGAAACUUAGCACUUUAUAUUUAUACAGAACAUUGUG
Molecule: messenger RNA, 4231 nt
Organism: Urocitellus parryii (Arctic ground squirrel)
Lineage: Eukaryota; Metazoa; Chordata; Mammalia; Rodentia; Sciuridae
Gene: Dusp2
Product: dual specificity phosphatase 2
Biological process (GO): protein dephosphorylation; endoderm formation; negative regulation of MAPK cascade
Cellular component (GO): nucleus; cytoplasm
Molecular function (GO): MAP kinase tyrosine/serine/threonine phosphatase activity
Source: RefSeq, a predicted model, not a curated record